Messenger RNA from Haemonchus placei, 525 nucleotides. NCBI's taxonomy places the organism in Eukaryota, Metazoa, Nematoda, Chromadorea, Rhabditida, Trichostrongylidae. The record is from the annotation of a GenBank genome assembly.
AUGAAGACAGCCGUUGUGUUCCUGACCGUUGCCGGUAUUGUGCUGUGUCGUCCCAACCCACCAGAUAUGCCCCCUAUCCCCCCUCCAGGUGGUCCAGGAGGUCCCGAGGGAAUGGGUGGCCCAUUUGGUUCACACUGGCCCCAUCCACCACCUCCAUUCCUUAAUGGUCUCAGCGAGCAAGCUCGUCAAACGUAUAUCACUAUUAUGAAGGACAUGAAUAACACGAUCGCUAAGAAGAAGUCUGACAUCCUCGCAUGGGCACAAGCAAAUGGAGUUCAGGCACAAGUGGAAGAGUAUGAGAAAAAUAUGACAGACUACAAAGAAGAACUGAAAAAGAAUAUCACGGAUUUGAUCAAAGAGCUACCGUCGGCUAAUAAGAAAUUCAACGAAAUCAUCGACAAUGAAGACCAGAGCAUGUCUCAAAUAAAGACCGCCAUGGAUACAUUAUCUGCUGAGAAUCCCAAGGAUCCUACUCAACCAUGCUCCACUAGACCCUUCUACGGAGCGUUUCCAGCGCAUGUCUGA